AUGACGCGACCACAGAUUAUCAGGGCAGACACCCUGGACCUGCAAGACAAGACCUCUCCGACCGCCCAGGACCACUCCCACCAGCCGCAACACCCAGCCCCGCUCGGAGCCGGCCCUGCAGCACCCCACCAAGAAGCGUCGCUGCGGCGUGUAGACGACGAGCGCAGUUCCGAGGAAGUGCGAUUGCAAAACGGCUGGGCUGACACAAACGGGCUGCGAGACGAUCCCGGGUCUGACGACGAACGGACCGUGGUGACGAACGGCCAUGGAGACCGAAAUCUCCAGCAGGACGAGACCGCCGUCCGGCUGAACGGCGGUAUGACUGGAGACGGCGACGACGGCGAAAUGCAGGACGCCGACGUCGAGGAGGACAUGGAUGACGACAUGAUGGACAAAAUCUCGAGUUCGCCCUCGAUAGACGAUGGUGGGUAUUCUUUACCUUGUUAUCCUGAGAAUCGGCUAGAGCGAGGAUCUUCUACGACCCCGGACUCUUCGCCUACCUUCUCGCCGAGCGCGUCCUCUUCGACGUGCCUCGACUCUUCUUCCCCCUUUACCGACACGCCUAUUCAUUUUCCCCUCGCUGCUGCUGCCGCCGCUCGAAGACCGUUCCGAGUCCCAGCUGGCGGCGCGGAGCCUGUCUCAAAAUCUCCUUAUCGAUCAUCUCCUGUACCCUUUUCAUUCCGAUCUUCCCCGAAGAAGCACAACACUCAGUCAACGGAUCAUCAUCAUGGUGAGUAUGCCUGGCCAAGGACCACCAACGUAUCGAACGAUGACGCCACCGCUGGAGAGGUUCGCAAAAUUAGCCCCAGGACGCAACAUUUGAGUAUGGUUGAGCAACGGCUGCAAGCAAUGCGCCUGGACUCGCAAGUAUCGCUGUUUUCUGAUUUGGACGAGGAGAAUGCCCAAUCUAUGCUGGAACCGGUUCCCAGCCCUCUCAAGGACACGCUAGAGGACCCUUUCACAGAAAUGCCGAAGCGGAACGACUCGCCCACCCUUGGACCUACUAAAGGCGAAGAAGAAGAAGAAGAAGAAGAGGGCGACUCUUGGACGACGGACAGUGACGCCGACUCCUGGGACGAAGAACUGGACAACGAUGAUGAAUCUAAUGACGUUUCCUUCUCUGACGACCCCCGAUUCAUCGAUUCCGGCUGGGGAGGCGAAUGCUUACGAGAAACAGAGGACAUUGAUUUCGAAUUUGUCUAUGCGUUGCAUACAUUUGUGGCGACCGUCGAAGGUCAGGCCAAUGCUACUAAGGGAGACACUAUGGUGCUCCUAGACGACAGCAACAGCUACUGGUGGUUAGUGAGGGUCGUGAAAGAUAGCAGUAUUGGGUAUCUGCCCGCUGAACACAUUGAGACGCCAACGGAGCGGUUAGCACGGUUAAACAAGCAUCGAAACAUCGACCUCUCAGCGACCAUGCUCGGUGAUACCGCCGAGAAGACGAAGAACCCCCUCAAGAAAGCGAUGCGAAGACGCAACGCCAAGACUGUCCAAUUCGCAGCGCCUACCUAUGUUGAGGCUUCGGAUUACGACUACUCGUCCGAUGAGGGUGGUGAGGAAGAGUUGUUCGGCGGCGCGGAUCCAAACCAGGCACAAACACAGCAGGCCACAGUCGAGAAGACCGAACCCGAACAAGAUGACAGCUUGAAGGUCCAGCCGCUGAAAGUCAACGGCGCUAAGAAGGAUGUGAAGAGCAAAGCAGAGCCAGAAUCGAAAGAGUCUGAGGAGCCUACCAAAGAUGAAGCAGACAAGCAGAGAAAUAGCGACGAAAUAUUUGACCGACCCUUGGACCCCAAGGUAUCCCGAAAUGGUACUCUGCGGAAUACCGACUCGUUCUUCAAGGACGAAACCACAGAAACACGAAAGAUCACACUUACCCCGAACCUAUUGCGAGACGACUCAAGUACUUCCACUACAGGCUCACGGGAGCGCGGUCCGAGCCUGGAGAGCCUCGAAAAGAACGGAUUCGCAGACAAGGUUAAGGAGGACAAGAAGAAGAAAGAGAAGAAGCCCGGGAUGCUCAGUGGUCUGUUCAAGCGUAAAGACAAGAAGACCAAGAGCGCCGGCCUGGACUCCGUUGAUAGCGAUGUUGAAAAGCAGUCAGAGGAAUUUGGCCGCAACUCGCCCCAAUCGAAACCUUCGGAUGACUCCUUGGACCGUACGGCUGCCGAGCAGAACGGAGCCUCGUCUCCGCAACGCCAGCCAAGCAAAGGCAAGCUGCAGAAAUCGCAACGGGGAAGAGAUGACUCGCCAACAAAGGGCAAAGGCGUAUCGAAAAUGGACAGUCCAGAACCUUCGAGGGUGCAGAGUCCCUCUGCAAAAGAGGCCCCCAGCGACAAGCCUGCCCAGCAAUCCACUUCCACAAUGCGCUUGGUCUCGUCAGAGCAAGAAGAUACGGCCAAAACGGCCAAACCGUCCAUUGAAGAGCGCGCUCUAUCUCCUGACAGUCGUUCCCGUUCCAACUCUUCCGCUUCAAAGCUCAAUCCCAUGAAUAUGCUCAAGAGCCAACAGAACGGAGAGCCGAGACCAGAGAAGGUCAAGAAGGCUAAGCAGCGGGUUCAGCUCGAUGACUUCGACUCUGAAGAUGAGAAGGAUCCCUUCGCAGACCCAGAGAUGCAAGCAAAGUCAGCACAACCAGCAGACUCUGAGGCAACCGGACGUCUCUCCGAAUCUCCGGUGCACGUGUCGGCCGCAGAUGCACAGCCUCCGGGCAAAGAAACUGUUCAAGAGAAGGACCAAGAGUCAGACUCUCAGCACCCUCCCGGUCUCACUGUCGACACAUCGAGCCAAGAGACCAGUUCUCCGAUAUCAACCCCCACACCCGACGGCAGCCCCUCCAGCAGCCAACCGAACAAACCCAGUCUUGCAGCCUCACGCCCCAAUACCUCGCCCUCGCCUACGCAACUCACACAGAAUUCCUCGAUACCUCCGCCAUCACGACCCGCACCGAUCCCGACAAAGGAAAUGGAACCCUCGCCGCCCGACUCGUCAGAAAGUACAUCGCUUCCUGCUUGGUCAGACUCCUCGUUACGAACGUACCUUGACGAUGGGAGCGAUAUCAGGGACAUGCUGCUGGUUAUCAAUGACACCACUGGCGUUGUUCCUGUAGGGCGCGAUCAUCCCAUCAUGGCACGACUUUUCGUUGAGGAGACGAGGACUGUGACAGGGUUAAGCAGCGAGUUGGAUUCCCUUCUCAACAACCUUCUCGAGAAGAGGAUGAGGAGGGCUGGCAAAAGUGCUGCUCCAACUAAGGCUUUGAGGUAGUAACGCGGGUCCCGGGGAGAUAUAGAUGGAUUCUGGUUUGACGCUUGAUGUACGAUGAUGGCUGUGUGAAAAAAUACCCUGAAGACUAAGGACAGGGCGGAUACGGCGCAUUGGUGUUGCUCUUUUAUUCAUGCUGCAUGACAUUGGAGGCGGGUUUCUAUUUCUUCAUUAUUUUCUUGCUACUUUUUCGAAUUUUCUUAAGCGCACAUGGCAUGCUGCAUUCACCGGCGGUGUUGUCGUUUCCCCUGUUUCUGACUUUCCUUAAUACCAGUUCACGCCUCUCACAGCAAACCGACAGCGUCACGCGGUGCGCUACGCUUUUACUCUCCCU
Trematosphaeria pertusa is the source of this 3595-nucleotide messenger RNA. RefSeq lists its product as uncharacterized. Bases 1 to 3264 code for a protein of 1087 amino acids. Gene Ontology annotation, biological process: establishment or maintenance of actin cytoskeleton polarity. Lineage: Eukaryota; Fungi; Ascomycota; Dothideomycetes; Pleosporales; Trematosphaeriaceae. The record is from RefSeq and is a predicted model, not a curated record. Gene Ontology annotation, cellular component: cell tip; microtubule cytoskeleton. Gene Ontology annotation, molecular function: protein binding. The transcript has 3 exons.